AUGAAUGUUAAUAGAACAGCAGUCACGUUAACAGUCAAUUGGAACUGGAGGAACUUCUUAACAGCAUCGUUGACAGUACGACCCCAUUUAAUGGCUUUGACAAUACUUCCGAAAUUGUCGUCCAUGAGAAUAACAUCGGAUGCUUCUUUAGCAACUUCGGUACCAGCAAUUCCCAUAGAGAAACCAAUAUCAGCAAGUUUAAGUGCGGGUGCAUCGUUGGUACCGUCACCGGUAACAGCCACAGUUUCAUCUAAAGAUUUCAGAAACUUGACAAGCUUUCGUUUGUCUUGUGGAGACGAUCUGGCGAGAACUCGCAGUUUAGGAACGACACUGUUGAGUUCAAAAGGAUUGAGUUUCCGGAACUCUGGUCCCUCCAUGACGAUUUCGUCUUCGUUGUUGGCAGAAGUCAAAAUACCACAGUCAAGAGCAAUGGCACGAGCAGUAUUGAUAUUAUCACCAGUAACCAUACGAACAACGACGCCAGCAGUUUUACAAUCGGCCACAGCUUGCUUGACACCGGGUCGAAGAGGAUCCUUAAUACCAACCAGGGUCAAAAAGGUCAUGUCUUUGAACAAGGUGUUUUCUUCCAGUGCAUAA
Molecule: messenger RNA, 597 nt
Organism: Sugiyamaella lignohabitans
Lineage: Eukaryota; Fungi; Ascomycota; Dipodascomycetes; Dipodascales; Trichomonascaceae
Exons: 1
Coding region: 1-597 (198 amino acids)
Source: RefSeq, a predicted model, not a curated record